CUGGUCACCUAAGUAAUUAAUACUAAGAAGUGUCUUUCUCUUUUUGCCAGUUUUGAUCUGAUCACAUUUCUACAAUCGAUGGGUGCCAUCUACGCAAUUGAAGAAAUCAAUAACUCCAUGUUGCUUCCGGGGAUUAAGCUGGGAUAUGAAAUCUGUGAUCCCUGUGCAUCUCCCACCAAAGCACUGCACUGUGUGGAACAUUUACUGGCGAUUAACGAAUCUCUGCCGGCCCUUUCAGACUACUCAGACUUUCGUCCGCCAGUGAAAGCUUUUCUGGGAGAAAAAUACUCAGAGUUAUCCAUCGCUAUUGCCAAGCUCCUCAGCCUCUACCUGUGUCCUCAGGUCAGCACCUCAUCCUCUUCGCCAGUCCUGAGCGACAAACUGCGGUAUCCGUCCUUCAUGCGUGUGAUUCCGAGUGACGUCUACCAAGCUCAGGCGCUGGUCAAGCUCAUAUCUCAUUUCUCAUGGAACUGGGUUGGUGUCGUGUAUGGAGAUGAUGACUACGGUAGAGCGGCCUACCAAAGCUUCAUGCAAGAGUCAGCGGGAAAAAUAUGUGCUGACUUUGAGAAAGUGAUACCACACUACUUGGACCACAUCGAUAUCGAAAAGUACAUCAAAGAUGCUGUCAAGACCAUAAGAGAGUCUUCUGCCAAGGUGGUGCUGCUCAUUCUGAAGCCUCAGCUGGUGGAGAGGAUUUUCAAGGAGAUGCUCCAGACCAACACAACCAGAGUCUGGCUUGCAAGUGACGCCUGUUCCAUAUACCGGCCCUUAACAAAGAUGAAUGACAUAAACAAAGUUGGUAAAAUAUUUGGCUUUUCCUUUACCAUGGCAAAUAUACCAGGGUUUGAAGACUACUUGAGAAACCUCAGGCCAACGCCAGGAGCAAUAAAUGACUACAUAGAAGAGUACAAGCAGCUGAGACUGAACUGCUCGCUGUGGCCCUCGAACUGCACCGUAGAUGACAUUCUGUACGCAGUGGACCUGAGAGAGGCCUACGGAGAAAGGGUGGCCAUAUAUGCUAUAGCGCAUGGGCUCAGGACACUCCUGAAAUGCGACGAGACCGCCUGCUCCGGAGAGACCAACUUCCCACCCUGGAAGCUCUACCCUUCGAGGACACUGAGAGCGGACGGCAGCAGUUCAGAGGCAUUCCCUGCUGAUCUGAACACGCACGGCCGGUUAGUGGGCGAGGAGAUUACAGAUAAGAUGGAUUAA
Molecule: messenger RNA, 1212 nt
Organism: Ctenopharyngodon idella (grass carp)
Lineage: Eukaryota; Metazoa; Chordata; Actinopteri; Cypriniformes; Xenocyprididae
Product: G-protein coupled receptor family C group 6 member A-like
Exons: 4
Coding region: 79-1212 (377 amino acids)
Biological process (GO): G protein-coupled receptor signaling pathway
Cellular component (GO): membrane
Molecular function (GO): G protein-coupled receptor activity
Source: RefSeq, a predicted model, not a curated record